Striga asiatica is the source of this 1893-nucleotide messenger RNA. Lineage: Eukaryota; Viridiplantae; Streptophyta; Magnoliopsida; Lamiales; Orobanchaceae. The record is from the annotation of a GenBank genome assembly.
AGAAAGGGAAAAAGGUGAAAAAUUGAAGGAAGAGCAGAAUGAAGAUCGAAGAAGUUCAGUCGACCACGAAGAAGCAGAGGAUAGCCACUCAUACUCAUAUUAAAGGCCUCGGCCUUGAGCCGAAUGGAAAAGCAGUACCUUUGGCUGCUGGAUUUGUGGGUCAAGCUUCAGCGAGAGAAGCUUCUGGGCUUGUGGUUGAUAUGAUUCGGCAAAAGAAGAUGGCUGGGCGUGCCUUAUUAUUCGCUGGCCCACCUGGUACUGGAAAAACUGCUCUUGCUCUUGGAAUUUCGCAAGAACUCGGCAGCAAGUUGGUAGCCUACAAAAUUACGUGCCUUACAUCAACGGUGCAGGUUCCAUUUUGCCCAAUGGUUGGAUCAGAAGUGUAUUCAUCGGAAGUAAAGAAGACUGAGGUGUUAAUGGAGAAUUUCCGUCGAGCUAUUGGUCUCCGUAUUAAAGAAAACAAAGAGGUUUAUGAGGGAGAGGUUACUGAACUGUCCCCAGAAGAAACUGAGAGUGUGACUGGUGGAUAUGGUAAAAGUAUAAGCCAUGUCAUAAUUGGGCUGAAAACUGUUAAAGGAACCAAGCAACUGAAGUUGGACCCAACAAUUUAUGAUGCCUUGAUAAAGGAAAAGGUAGCUGUUGGUGAUGUUAUAUACAUUGAAGCAAAUAGUGGAGCAGUGAAAAGGGUGGGAAGGAGUGAUGCUUUUGCUACUGAGUUUGAUCUCGAGGCAGAAGAAUAUGUACCACUUCCUAAAGGAGAGGUUCACAAAAAGAAGGAGAUUGUCCAGGAUGUUACAUUGCAUGACCUUGAUGCUGCAAAUGCACGGCCCCAAGGAGGGCAAGAUAUAUUGUCCCUCAUGGGUCAGAUGAUGAAACCCAGAAAAACUGAAAUCACUGAUAAGCUUCGGCAGGAGAUAAAUAAGGUGGUGAAUCGGUACAUAGAUGAAGGCGUGGCUGAACUCGUUCCAGGCGUAUUGUUUAUCGAUGAGGUGCACAUGCUUGAUAUGGAGUGCUUUUCUUAUUUGAAUCGUGCUUUAGAAAGUUCUCUAUCUCCCAUCGUCAUUUUUGCCACGAAUCGAGGAAUUUGUAAUGUCAGAGGAACAGAUAUGACUAGUCCUCAUGGUAUACCUGUUGACUUGUUGGACCGUUUGGUUAUUAUAAGAACCGAAACAUAUGGCCCGGCUGAAAUGAUACAGAUUUUAGCUAUCCGAGCACAGGUAGAGGAACUCGGCAUAGACGAGGAAAGUCUGGCUUAUCUUGGAGAGCUCGGACAACAAGCAUCUUUGAGGCAUGCCGUUCAGCUGUUAUCCCCUGCUAGCAUAGUUGCUAAAAUGAACGGUCGUGAUAGUAUUUGCAAGGCGGAUCUUGAAGAAGUGAGUUCUCUCUAUCUCGAUGCCAAAUCAUCUGCAAAGCUUCUCCAAGAACAGCAAGAUAGAUACAUAUCAUAGACACAGAAAAUUCGGCUCUAACGAUAAUUCAGUUGAUUGAUCCCUUGAGAUGUGAACAGUCGAGUGUUAAAUCUUUCGUUUUCCUAAAGGAUUGUGUGAUGCAACUGGUAUGAUUCGCAGUCUCGAGUAUCUGUGUACCUUUUGCGUAUUUUCCUGUGCGCGGCUUUUGACAUUUGUGGCUCUUUUUUGGCCUAAAGGCACAUUAUUAGGGUGUUGAUUGUUUUAUGAACUAUGAAACUUUUUUGUAGCCUCAGGCAUAUUAUUAGGGUGUUUGAUUAUUCUAUGAUUUUUUUGGGUUUUUCAAUCCUUUUUGGUGAACUCACUGAGAUUGCAAAAUUUUAGAGCUGAGUUUGCAGUAUUUAUUGUUUAUGGUGAGAANAUACAAGUUUUUUCCUGUUUUUGUCUCGGUGAAUAAUUUAUUUUUUCAGUUAAAUAAUAAAAAGUA